UAUUUUUAAAAUCCCAAAGUUCGACGUACUCAGCACCUCUCCACCAUAAAUUAGCAUUUAGCAACAAAGAGCCCUUUAAUAUUUUUCCAGAUUUCCAGAUUUAAUCAAGAUCAACCCAAUACUAAUCCACAAUUAUACACCCAAACUAUGAUACUAUUACUGCGUAAUACUAUCAAGUAUAUUAAUUUUCUCAAAAAAUAAUAAAAAAAUUAAUUCAUCGAAAUUUUUUCUCCAAAGCUGGUUGUUGUUCUUCUCCACAAAUCAACUCGUCUUUUAGCAGAUCCGACCGUUAGCUGAGGUCACAUUCUCUCUCCUCUGCAAUCAUGCCCUCUUCCACCGUCGGAUCUAUCUCCCUCCUCAUCCUCACCGUUGUUUUAUUCUCUUUUUCACCCGUUUUUGCAUCCGAGUCCGAUCACAAGUAUGAAGCAGGUGAACAUGUAACUCUUUGGGUGAACAAAGUUGGUCCAUAUAACAAUCCUCAAGAAACUUAUAACUACUUCAGCCUUCCAUUUUGCCGUCCAUCUGGGAAUUCUGGCCACAGGUGGGGUGGCUUGGGUGAGGUUCUCGGUGGAAAUGAACUUAUUGAUAGCCAAAUUGAUUUCAAGUUUGGAAAAAGUACUGACAAGACAACCAUGUGUGAACUUGAGCUUGAUCCUACCAAGGCCAAACAGUUCAAAGAUGCUAUUGAAAAUUCUUAUUGGUUUGAAUUCUUUAUUGACGAUUUACCACUAUGGGGUUUUGUUGGAGAAUUGCAUUUUGAUAAAAACACUGAGAAUGCUAAACAUGUUCUGUAUACAAACAAAAAUUUCGUCAUUAAAUAUAAUGGCAAUCAGAUCAUUCAUGUUAAUCUCACUCAGGACGGUGCCAAGCCAGUGGAAGAGGGGAAGGUCUAUGACAUGACAUACACUGUCAAAUGGAUUCCUACAAAUGUUACCUUUGCCAAGCGUUUUGAUGUAUACCUGGAUUAUCCCUUCUUUGAGCACCAGAUCCAUUGGUUCUCCAUUUUCAAUUCGUUCAUGAUGGUUAUCUUCUUGACUGGGUUGGUAUCUAUGAUAUUGAUGCGUACUCUUAGAAAUGAUUAUGCAAAGUAUGCUAGGGAGGAUGAUGACUUGGAAACCUUGGAAAGGGAUGUUAAUGAAGAGUCUGGUUGGAAACUUGUUCAUGGAGAUGUUUUCCGUUCUCCUCGCAACUUAGCUCUGCUUUCAGCUGUUGUUGGUAAUGGCGCCCAGCUGGCAACUCUGGUUCUCCUUGUCAUCAAUUUGGCAAUUAUUGGAAUGCUGUAUAUAGGGAGGGGAGCCAUUGUCACAACAUUUAUUGUUUGUUAUGCCUUGACAUCAUUUAUAUCAGGGUAUGUGAGUGGUGGAAUGUACUCUCGUAAUGGUGGCAAAAGUUGGAUCAAGACGAUGAUUUUGACAGCUUCCCUAUUCCCAUUUUUGUGCUUUGGGAUUGGGUUCAUCUUGAACACUAUUGCUAUAUUCUAUGGUUCUCUGGCUGCUAUUCCCUUCGGAACUAUGGUUGUAGUUUUUGUUAUUUGGGCUUUCAUCUCCUUCCCCCUUGCACUCCUUGGCACCGUUGUUGGAAGAAACUGGAGUGGAUCUCCAAACAAUCCAUGUCGGGUUAAGACUAUUCCUCGACCUAUCCCUGAGAAGAAAUGGUAUCUGACUCCUUCAGUGAUAUCUCUUAUGGGUGGAUUGCUUCCGUUUGGGAGCAUCUUCAUUGAGAUGUAUUUUGUUUUCACAUCCUUUUGGAAUUACAAGGUGUACUAUGUUUAUGGUUUCAUGCUCCUUGUAUUUCUGAUUCUCAUCAUUGUGACUGUCUGUGUGACGAUUGUGGGAACUUAUUUCUUGUUGAAUGCUGAAAACUACCACUGGCAAUGGACUUCAUUCUUUUCUGCUGCGUCUACUGCCAUAUAUGUCUACCUAUAUGCAGUUUAUUACUAUCAUGUGAAGACCAAGAUGACGGGUUUCUUCCAGAUCAGCUUUUAUUUUGGUUACACUUUGAUGUUCUGCCUUGGGCUAGGAAUUCUUUGUGGGGCUGUAGGAUUCCUGGGCUCCAACCUUUUUGUUCGAAGGAUCUACAAAAACAUCAAAUGCGACUAAUUUAUGCAGCAUGUCUCAGAAACAUGUUUGUAUUGUGUCGACUCUAAUGCUGUCACCAACUUGGAAAGGGGAUUUCUGUUCAUUUGAUGAAUCCCAUAGGUCCCAAAUACGAGAAAAUUGCUUCAUCUAGAAUUGUGAGAGAGGUUUUUAGGGUAGAUAUGGCGAAGCUAAGCUUUGUGAGAUUAUGUAAUUUUUGCUCAGAAGAUGCAAUUUUUUCACUGUAAUUUUAGCUAUACUGGAAUGAAAUAGAUGAGAUUUAUCACCCUAUUAUGUCUUACAGUGGUCUCUCCUUGUCAUUCUCUGACUGAUGCAUAAUUUUGAAGAGCUUGUUGCAUUAUUUGGAGAUUUAUGAAGAGGAGCACUUCAUUAAACUUGGUUCCCAUAGAUUUAAAAGAAAUUUAAAGCACUAUUAAUGUAAUAAAACUGACAAUUUUGUCUUUGGAUUCACUAGUUUUCUACUGUAAUCUUUAACCCAGCCAUUAGUUU
Molecule: messenger RNA, 2585 nt
Organism: Chenopodium quinoa (quinoa)
Lineage: Eukaryota; Viridiplantae; Streptophyta; Magnoliopsida; Caryophyllales; Amaranthaceae
Product: transmembrane 9 superfamily member 1-like
Exons: 12
Coding region: 324-2099 (591 amino acids)
Biological process (GO): protein localization to membrane
Cellular component (GO): membrane
Source: RefSeq, a predicted model, not a curated record